Corvus hawaiiensis (hawaiian crow) is the source of this 4566-nucleotide messenger RNA. It is a transcript of the gene CEP55, whose product is annotated as centrosomal protein 55. The record is from RefSeq and is a predicted model, not a curated record. Bases 973 to 2346 code for a protein of 457 amino acids. Gene Ontology annotation, biological process: regulation of phosphatidylinositol 3-kinase/protein kinase B signal transduction; mitotic cytokinesis. The transcript has 8 exons. NCBI's taxonomy places the organism in Eukaryota, Metazoa, Chordata, Aves, Passeriformes, Corvidae.
AGAUGUAAAAACCCGAGAGGUUCACACUGCCACUGCCGCACGUGUCCCCAAGGAGACAGAAGAGGGGAAGCCAGCAAGAUGGAGCAAAAUGAGUCCCAAGUGAGCGCAGCUCAGCCUAGGUUUUACAUGGUCACAUCAGAACCAUCCUAGCUUGCUUUGUAAUUCCUGAAACUAUUAGAUUUUGGGUAGAUGAAGAGGAUUUCUGGAUAAGAAAAAACACACAUGUUCAGAGAGGAACGAGGCUAGAGACACGGAAGAGACAGCACUGAGCAGACCCUGCAGACUCGUCCCGAGCACCACGGCGCAGCGCUCCACCCUCCCGCACCCCGCUGCGGGCCAAGUCCCGCCGCGGACACCCGGCUGGGAGCCGCUGCGGCGGAGGCGGCGACGGCACGGGCCGGGCAGCGACACAAGGCGGCGGUGACGCGACGGGCGGCGACACCAGGGGACAGCACCCCGGCCGCCACCGCGACACCAGAGAACAGCACCCCGGCCGCCACCGCGACACCAGGGGACAGCACCCCGGCCGCCACCGCGACACCAGAGAACAGCACCCCUGCCGCCACCGCGACACAAGGGGACAGCACCCCUGCCGCCACCGCGACACCAGGGGAGAGCACCCCGGCCGCCACCGCGACACCAGGGGAGAGCACCCCGGCCGCCACCGCGACACCAGGGAACAGCACCCCGGCCGCCACCGCGCCGCGGGGACCGCGCGGAGCGCCCGGAAGUGACGGGGUGGAGCCGCGGGAUUCAAAUUCCCGGAAGCGGCGCUGGGCCGGGGCCGCGCGGAGCCGCCGCCGGGCCGUGUCCCCGCACCGCGCCGUGACCCCGCGGCCCCUCUGAGCCCCGCGGGAUCCGGAAGGGCCCGCGCAGCCUGCGCGAGACCCCAGCUGUCGGAAGCCUUGUCCCACCCGUUAGAAGGGAUCGCUGUUCCGUAGAGCCUCGUUUGGUUUCUACUGGCGCCUAAAGAUGAACGCCAAGACCGCCAUAGAUCGAAUUAUUGGCAAGGGGGGACUAAAGUCGGGCAACUCCAGAGCUGACAGUGGGCUCGAGAAGGGUAAGCAGGAGGGUGCUGCCCCGAGGAAAUCCAUGGAGGAAGUUUCCACAGGAAGAGGCAAAAUGACGGACCCGGAGAGGAGCGGGCUCCUUCAGAAAAUACUUUCUCUUGAAAAAGAAAAAGAAAAAUACAACCAUCUUCUUGGAGAGAAGGACAGAGAAAUCCAAAACCUGAAAGACAAGCUGAAGUCCAAAACCAAGAAUAGUAAAGUCUCCUUACUACAAAAUCAACUAGAGGAAAAAACAAAGGAAGCAGAAAGGAGAGAACAGUUACUUUGUUCUCUAUCAGAAGAAAUUAACCGGUUAAAAUGUAAUUUAUCUGCAGUCAUGGCAAAAUGCUCUGAUCUUGAGAACAAAGCCAGUAGUACUUCUCAGGCAUCCCAGGAAGCUGCAACAAACAGCACUGAAGUUGAAAGACAAUUGAAAGAUGCUCUUGAGAAAAACCAACAGUGGCUACUGUAUGACCAGCAACGGGAAGCAUAUGUCAGGGGAUUGCUUGGAAGGAUCUUUGAACUUGAACAGAAGGCAGAAAUAGUUAGCCAACAAGAAUCUAAAUCAAAUUCAGAAGGUCAUCUACAGGAGGAAAAGCAAGAAUACUAUGACCAGCUGUUAGUAACUGGUAAGCGCGAUCCUGAGACUGAAAGACGCACUAUAACCCAGCUGAGAUCUGAAUUAAACGACCUCAAAAAGACAUAUGAAGAAACACAAGGGGAAAUGAUGAGUUUAAAUGCCUUAUUGCAGUCACAACGGGUUGCUGAAAUGAAGACUCAAGAAAAUGAAAAUAAAAUGAAAGAGAAAGCGCAAAGACUAAAACAAGAAAAUGAAACUAUCAAAGAACAGCUCAGAGAAGAAAAAGAAAAGUCUGAAGAUCUUUUAUGUCAGGUGCAACUUCUUCGUAAAUCAUUGUUCAAACAGGAGGCAGAACACACAAGAAUAGCUUUGCUGGAACAACAGAUCCAGAUAUGCACCACAGACUUAGAGAAUGGAAAGCUUGAUCGCCAGAACUUGAAGCAUCAGUUAAACCAAGUUCUCAAGGAGCUGCACAAGGCCAAGGAGAAAAUAACCUAUCUGGAACCUCUGAAACUCCGGGAAUCUGGAUGCAUGGAACCACAAGAAGAUUUGCAAGCUGUAUUUGACAAGAAGCUGACCACAUAUGACAGAAGUCCUCCCCUGAAACAUUCCAGCUGCCUUAAUGAAAGUUUUCUCGAGUGUCCCAGAUGUAAAGUGGCAUAUCCAACAAGCCAGCAUAGAGAAUUACUAGCACACAUUGACAUCUGUACAGCUUGAGCUCCAAAUGGACUUACUAUCUUUGCUUCAUAUAUGCUGCCAAUAUGCUUGGCAAAAGAUCUUUUAAAGCUUUUUUCUUACAGUUCUAUAAAGGACUGCUAAUUUUAUAAUUCAGUUCCACAAAAACAGUAUUAACAUUGUAAUUUGACCUCAGUAUUUUACCUCAUGUUUUUGCAAAACAGCUACUGCAUUUUCUGGUUGCAAACAGAAAUAUUUUUAGAAUUAGGAAUAUUUAAAAUAGUAAACUACUGACUUUUUUUUUUCUUUUUGCACUAUUAAAUGUAAGAAUAGUAAAAGCACAACUAUUGGGUCAGACUAUAUUUUAGUUUUGGCAUACCCAGUUCUUGGUUGUAGAAUCCUGAUGAUUGUGCUUGUACCUUAACUGACAAGAAUAGCUGCAAAAGACUUUUGGCCCUUGUAGGUGCACUAUAUAUAUAUUUAUUUAUACAUGGUAUGUGUAUAAAUGUGUAGUGUGUAUAUACAUAUAUGUGUUAUAUAUCAAAUAUAUGUGGAAUAGAUCAACAUCUUGAGACACAAAAACUCAGGAGGGCCAUGUUGGAUCUUUGCUGCUUAAGAUUAAUGUUGAAAACAUCAAUCUUAAAUAGCUGACUGUCGUGAGCCACAGUUAGGGGUGACUAAAAUGCUGACCAAGGUUUAAUCUAAGAGAAGCCAACUUCCUAGCAAACACAAACUUCCUUGGUGCCGAAGAAAGUUUAUAUUUCAGACAAUGUCAGAUGCCAUUUUUGAAGUUUGGAUAUAGAAUUACACUGAAUUAAAACUUGUUUUGCUUCUGUAUUUUAGAGGUUAAAGUUGGAAAUGUCGGUUAUUCAACCUUAGAUUUGACAAAUGGCCCAAAGUGAAGUUUUUAACAAACUGCUCUAGUGGAUUUGAAGUGUCACUGUAUUUUGGUAUUAAUACAAAACACAAGUUAGUGAUGAAUUCUGGCAACAAAUUAGAAGCUGGCAAAAAAAAUCCCUAAUGGGUUUGCAAUUGCUGUGUUAUUUUUCUCUAGCACCUACUGUAAACUUGAAUGUGUUGCGAGCAUUUUGUUCCUUUCAUGUGUGGUGAAGUCCCAACAAGAAGUUAUUUCUGUGGAAAUUAUUAAAAUGAAGAAAUUUUACAAAGAUACACUAGUUAAGAAUAAAUUUACUUAUUUUACAAGUUAUGGUUUGCUGAGGACACACAAAUACCCAAGUAUCUUUCUCUGGCCUGCUGAUUCUGACAGCUAGCUGGUAUCAGCCUUUUCUGUUGUGCUUUGCUGCAGAACUGUGUGCAUUUACCCCGUGAUGUUCACCUUAAUCCCUGAUGGUUAAAACUUAGAUAUGAAGGUGCUUUCCAAGUUAUUUUUAAUCACUUAUAUUAUCAAGAGAUGUUAUUCUCAAUUAAAUCCAGUGUUCAUGAGACAGAAAAUAUUAAAAGCUAUUAUCUUUAUACCUGAAAUAUCUCAGCCAGAUUUACUGUAUUAGCCACUGUCCACUUUUCAAUUCCACUGACUGUCUCAGGCUAAUCUUUGUAUUUGACAAUUUGCUCAACUGCUAGCAACAGGUUUUCUGACCAAAGAUAUGAUAAACUAAUGAGUAAAAGAGAAAUUAUGCUUCAGAAUCUCAAGGUUUUGCCAUGAGGGAAAUAGUCUUAAUUUCAUAUCUUUUAAAAAAUAUUUUAAUUCAGGAUAAUACCUAUGCUUUUCAUUGUAGCCUAAUAAUUUUAAUCUCUAAUUAAACUACUUUUGAAAGUUUGUUAGUUUGUCUUUUAACAACACCUUAAUCAGCUAGUAUUCUAUUCUCAGCUGCAUACUCAGCAUAGUUUCUGCAAAAGGAAAUCCUGAUCUUUUAUGUAUUAUAAAUGAAAUAGGUUUGCCUACUACAGGUCAGCACUCUUCAGUAGUUCUGAGGCUUUCUUAAAUUAGCAUGAAACACUUCCACAUUAGAAGCUGGUAGAGGGAGACUUGGAAAGUUGUGAUAACCUUUAAAAAGUCUUGUUCAUUCCAUCUUUCCUGAACUUUAACAAUGGAUUUAGUCCUACCUGAUAAAUAUUACACCUAAGUACAAAAACCCUCUUGCUGAUAAAUUUAUACAGGUCAUUAAUGUGGUACAUGUUUAAAAAUAUCAAAAUGACAUUCUAGUGAAGUAAAACACUUACUUUGAAAGCAGACCCACAAAUACUAUUGUCAUCACUUAUAUGUAAUUAAAACCAACUAUAAAACUCCAACUUUAUAACGUA